AGGACGAAGUCAGGCAGAGCCCGCAGUCCAGCCCCAGCCUUCAGUCAGGCACAGACUCCCCCAGCCCCAUCUCCUGCUCUCCCUUUUGGACGUUUUGGUCGGUGUUGAGGCACAGCAAAUAAGCAGCCAUGGAUGCCAUCAAGAAGAAGAUGCAGAUGCUCAAGCUCGACAAGGAGAAUGCCUUGGACAGAGCUGAGCAGGCCGAGUCAGACAAGAAAGCAGCGGAGGACAGAAGCAAACAGUUAGAGGAAGAAAUGAGAGAAUUGGAAAAGAAAUUGCGUGUUACAGAGGACGAAAGAGAUAAAGUUUUUGAGGAGUUCCAAACUGCUGAGGAAAAACUGUUGACUGCUGAAGAGACCGCUACCAAGGCUGAGGGAGAUGUCGCUUCCCUUAACAGACGUAUCCAGCUGGUUGAGGAGGAGUUGGAUCGUGCUCAGGAGCGUCUGGCCACAGCCCUGCAGAAGCUGGAGGAGGCUGAGAAGGCUGCAGAUGAGAGCGAGAGAGGCAUGAAGGUCAUUGAGAACAGGGCCAUGAAGGAUGAGGAGAAGAUGGAGAUCCAGGAGAUCCAGCUGAAAGAGGCCAAACACAUUGCUGAGGAGGCAGAUCGCAAAUAUGAGGAGGUUGCACGUAAACUGGUCAUCAUUGAGGGUGACCUGGAACGUACAGAGGAGCGCGCUGAGCUGUCAGAAAGCAAAUGCUCUGAACUUGAGGAAGAGUUGAAAACUGUGACCAACAACCUGAAGUCACUGGAGGCCCAGGCAGAGAAGUACUCACAGAAGGAAGACAAGUAUGAGGAGGAGAUCAAGGUCCUCACCGACAAGCUGAAGGAGGCUGAGACUCGUGCUGAGUUCGCUGAGAGAUCUGUAGCCAAGCUUGAGAAGACCAUUGAUGACUUGGAAGAGAAACUGUCACAAGCUAAAGAAGAAAACCUGAAUAUGCACCAGAUGCUGGACCAGACUCUAAUUGAACUGAAUAACUUGUGAACACACAUCUUUCACCCGUUCCCCUCCACACACCCACACUCACAUGUAGUGGUUUGGCUUUUUGUAUUUGCACCUUGCUUAUCAGAACCCCAUCUUCUUAUUCCUCUCCAAAGCUGGUGAAGAAAAUAGCCAGUUUCUAUUUUUAUUGCACAGUCCUGCCUUCAGCGGAACUCAACCCGGGGGCUGAGCUAAGGAGAGUUAAAGCAUAGCCAGAUCCCUUUUUAUCAAUAAAACAAAAAUAAUUUUUUCCUCUGCCUUUUUCAGUCAAUGAAGUUUGUAGAAUUUUUUUUGUUUGUUUUGUUGUUUUUUUUAGGUUUUUGACAUUUCACCUGGUGUCAUGGUAUGCAAAAUUUGUAAUAGAGACUGUUUUCUACAUCUGCAAUAAAGCUGAUCUUAAGCACAGACCAAGGAUGAAGUGCAAAUGUUUUGCUCUUAGUCAAACUUGAUAUUUUCCAUAAAGGAUUUUUUUAUUUGGUUUGUUUUCACCCAAGUAUAACUGUACACAGGCUUUGCCUAUCUAUGUAUACUGGUGCUACUGUAUUGUUGGUUCCAUUGUGCAUUACAGUAUUUGGAAAUUUAAUGUUCUUUAUGGUUUAAAUUCUUGAAACAAUUUCAGUCAUUUGGCUGUGCAUCAUUUUAGUUUUAUUUUAAAAUUAGAAGUUUUACAUGUGCAGCAUAUCUGUAAUGUAUAAAUUGAUUAUAAAUAAAACCACGUUUUGAAAGUUUUCCAACAA
Poeciliopsis prolifica (blackstripe livebearer) is the source of this 1717-nucleotide messenger RNA. RefSeq names its product tropomyosin 1 (alpha) (gene tpm1). Bases 129 to 983 code for a protein of 284 amino acids. Gene Ontology annotation, cellular component: actin filament. Gene Ontology annotation, biological process: cardiac muscle contraction; actin filament organization. The transcript is spliced from 9 exons. Lineage: Eukaryota; Metazoa; Chordata; Actinopteri; Cyprinodontiformes; Poeciliidae. Gene Ontology annotation, molecular function: actin filament binding. The record is from RefSeq and is a predicted model, not a curated record.